Molecule: messenger RNA, 3178 nt
Organism: Colius striatus (speckled mousebird)
Lineage: Eukaryota; Metazoa; Chordata; Aves; Coliiformes; Coliidae
Gene: PRMT9
Product: protein arginine methyltransferase 9
Exons: 13
Coding region: 540-3068 (842 amino acids)
Biological process (GO): peptidyl-arginine methylation
Molecular function (GO): protein-arginine omega-N monomethyltransferase activity; protein binding
Source: RefSeq, a predicted model, not a curated record
CUAAGAUGGCGGCGGCCUACAGUAUGCACCUCAGCUGUCUGGGAGCCCAGGCCCGUGCUGAGCAGGUGAUAGCCCUAGGGGCGUUCGGCUUCCGGGCCUGGCCGUAGGAGAAGCCUCCUCCAACCUUUCUCACUGCUUCCUGGGGCAGUGGCCCUGGCGUUCUCCCCGCGAGUGGAGCAGGGUGUGGCGGCGGUACGCCCUGCGAGGUUUUCUAGCGGUUCCGCGCUCCUCGCCGCUUGCAGCCGAUCUUCUCGUCUUGUCUGUCCCCGGGCAGCCAAAUCCGUACGGGCCUUCCCGGGUUUUGCGGACCCCUGUGGAAAUUACUGGUGCUCAGUGGUGGCUGAUGUUUGAUGGUGGGGAGGGGGUCGUGUAAGGAGAAAAAAAAAAAAAAAAGAGCGCCUAUAUUUGGUGGUGCUGUGUUCCUUGUAGUCCCUCUCCGUUUAACCUUUGCUCUCCUCAGCUUUAGGAUACAUCUGAGAGUCCCGAAAGCAGUAUUAGGCCGUCUUAUAUAGAAAGAGCAAGUAUUGACAUCCUUCAGAAUGCCCAACUCCAACGCUAAAAUUCGUUGUAACCACAGAGGUGGUCAGGAGGUUGGCAGACGGGAGUUGGUUUCCAGGUCUUUGCUAAGUGCUCAGCAUUGCCUAGAGGAGCAGGAUUUUGGAACUGCCUACGCUCACUAUCUCCUGGUACUAAAUCUAGCUCCUGAGCUAAAAGCUAGUGUCAAAGAAACAUUUCAGUAUACUCUCUUCAAAUGGGCAGAAGAGCUAGAUUCUCUGUCACGGAUCCAAGAUCUCUUUAACUGUUAUGAACAAGCACUUGAACUGUAUCCGAAUGAUGAAGUGAUAUGUAACAGUAUGGGAGAACAUCUUUUCAGAAUGGGCUUUAGAGAUGAAGCAGCUGGUUAUUUUCAUAAAGCAGUGAAGCUUAACCCAGACUUUGCUGAUGCAAAGGAGAAUUUUUACCGUGUUGCAAACUGGCUUGUGGAACGCUGGCACUUCAUCAUGCUCAACGAUACCAAAAGGAACUUUACUUACCUAAAAGCAAUUGAGAACGCUGUCCACUCAGGGUGCAAAUCUGUUCUUGAUAUUGGAACAGGAACAGGAAUUCUGAGUAUGUUUGCAAAAAAGGCAGGAGCAUCUUCUGUUUAUGCCUGUGAAUUAUCAAAAACCAUGUAUGAACUUGCCCGUGAUGUAGUGGCAGCAAAUAAUAUGGAAAAAGAGAUCAAACUUCUGCAUUUGAAAUCACUAGAUAUAGAAAUUCCAAAGCACAUACCCGAAAGAGUUUCCUUGGUUGUCACAGAAACAGUUGAUGCUGGUUUAUUUGGAGAAGGAAUUGUGGAGAGCUUGAUACAUGCUUGGGAACAUCUACUUUUACAACCAAAGCCUAAAAACCAAGAUGUCACUACUGCACACUAUGGUAGAGUUAUUCCUGCAAGUGCUAAAAUAUUUGGGAUGGCAGUGGAAUGCAAAGAGAUACGUAGACAUCACAGGGUGGGAAUGCAAGAAGUUGCUGGUGUGUGCUUGUCAGAUUCAGUGCAGUUCUUUAGUCCAACGUAUGCUUCUCUGGGCUCAGAGGAAACUCUUGAACCUUACACCACUGAGAAGCUCAGUCGUAUUCCUGGAGGUUACUUACCUCUGACAGAGCCCUGUCAAAUAAUGACAGUAGAUUUCAACAAUCUGCAGGAGCUGAAAAGCCUUGCAACUAGAAAGCCCUGGAAGCUCAGCCUACCUGUCACUGAAGGAGGAAUGCUAGAUGCUAUUGUGGUGUGGUUUGUACUACAGCUUGAUGAUGAGCACACUCUGUCUACAAGUCCCAGUGAGGAAACUUGCUGGGAGCAGGCAGUCUUCCCUGUUCAGGGCCUCCAUGAUUAUUCUGUGAAGACUGGAGAUACUGUGAUGAUGGAAGUUUGCUGCCAAGACUGCUACUUGAAGAUCCAGAAGAUUUCUUUAGCUUCAGAGUGUAGGAUGGACUUGAGUGAUAGAGACAACACAUUGAGUUUGGGCAACGAGGCUGAAUUAUGCAAUGCACUGGCAGGUCUUCAGACAACAAGUGAACAGGAUGGUAGUGGUCAAGUCUGUGUGUUGGAAUCCACAGAAAUAGCCCUGCUGAAUGAUGUACAGUACCAUGAAUGCUUUAAAGCUGCCAUGAGUAAGGUGCUCUUGUCAUUAAAUCCAAAUAAGGAUUCGCAGUCCAUGGAUGUUGAUGGACAUGGCAGUGGAAUGGACCUCCAAGAGAGUCAAACCAAGAGCUCUCUAGAUUUGGCUCCUAAUCCUUUGUACAUAUUAGAUGUAGCUGAAGGCUUCUCCAUCCUGCCAAUUAUAGCUGGCAAACUCGGACCAGUUAGAGCCUACAGUUCUAUUGAGAAAGAACAGCACCAGGCAGCACUUAAUGUAAUUUCAGAAGCUAACCAUUUCCCUAAGGAAACAUUAGAGUUUUGGCUUAGCCACUUAGAAGACGAAAGCAUGGUGCUGCAGAGACCCAAAUCAGACAAACUGUGGAGCAUUAUUAUCUUAGAUGUUGUAGAGACAUCAGGUUUAAUCCAGCAGGAGGUGAUGGAAAAGGCUGCAAUAUCCAGAUGUUUACUUCACAGUGGAGGGAAGAUUUUCCCACAGUAUGUGUUGGUAUAUGGGAUGCUUGUAGAAUCAGAGUCUCUGCUACUGGAGAGUGCUGUUCAAGGAACAGAACCAACACUUGGGUUCAACAUAGCCCCUUUUAUCAACCAGUUUAAGGUCCCUGUUCAUGUAUAUUUGGAUCUCUCUACGUUACCAUGUGUACCUCUGAGCAAGCCCAUAGAGCUUUUAAGGCUGGAUCUCAUGAACCCUCUGGUGAACAGCUCCAGCAGAGAAGUGAAGGUACAAAUUUCUAAGUCUGGCAAAGUCACUGCAAUUCCCUUCUGGUAUCACAUACAUCUAGAUGAAGACCACUGCUUGAAUACAUCUGAUGAGUCCUCACACUGGAAACAAGCUGCAGUUGUUCUUGAUGAGCCCCUCCAUGUUGAGGUGGGAGAUGAACUUAAGCUUUAUGUUCAACACCACAAAAGCAAUAUUAGCAUUACUGUUAAACAGUGAAGAAUGUCAUGGGUAAACUUGUGUGGUUAACUAUCUAUGCAUAAAUUGACUUUAGAACAUCACUGAUACUAAUUUAUAUUAAAGUCUAAACUUUAUCUACUGAUCAAAAA